AUGGCUAGUUCUAAGGUGAUAGGUGCUGCUUUCUUGGUUUUGUUCUCUGUAGACCUCUGCUUUGCAGCUAGGUCAUUGCAGGUGGUUGGUAAAGGAGGUGGAGGAGGCGGAGGGGGAGGGGGAGGAUACGGUAGUGGAGGAGGUGGAGGUGGAGGUGGAGGUGGAGGUGGUGGCGGAGGGGGUGGUUCAGGUUCUGCUGGCGGUUUCGGUUCUGGGUAUGGGUCCGGGAGUGGCUCUGGAUACGGUUCUGCUGGGGGGAUAGGAAAUGGUGGAGGUGGAGGCGGUGGAGGCGGAAAAGGUGGCGGCGGAGGUGGUGGGGGUGGUUUGGGUGCUGCUGGCGGUUACGGUUCUGGGUAUGGGUCUGGGUCUGGGAGUGGCUCUGGAUACGGGUCUGGUGAUGGGACAGGAUAUGGUGGAGGUGGAGGUGGCGGAGGCGGCAAAGGGGGAGGUGGUGGUGGAGGUACAGGCUACGGCCCUGGAAGUGGCUCCGGCUAUGGAAGUGGCAGUGGCAGUGGCUCCGGAUAUGGAAGUGGUAGUGGUCAUGCCGGUGGCGGAGGUGGAGGUGGAGGCGGCGGCGGAGGUGGAGGAAGAGGUGGUGGUGGCAGCAAUGGAGGGGGUUCUGGCUAUGGUUCUGGUAGCGGAUCUGGACAUGGCGGCGGUGAGGGCGGCUAUAAGCCAUGA
This is a messenger RNA of Camellia sinensis, 681 nucleotides long. The record is from RefSeq and is a predicted model, not a curated record. Lineage: Eukaryota; Viridiplantae; Streptophyta; Magnoliopsida; Ericales; Theaceae.